UGAAAAAAAAUCGAUAUACUUGGCACCACUGCCCACAGACGAAAAGUGCUUCGGAAAUUCGAAAUCGCGAUAUGUUCCAGCCGUCCGGUUUCGCGCGUUUUCGUGAAUUUAUCCCCAAAAAGUUAGCCGCGAAACAUAAAUUGCAAACAAAUCAGAUACACACCCAGGAAAUGGCGACUAAAAAAAAUUGCCCCGCUGGGGGAAAAAUGCAUUCCAGUAACCAAAUGCGUCCGGACGGCCAGCCCCGUUGGCAGUGUUUAAGAUUCCUGCGACCAGCCCCGUUGGCGUUUCACAACUUCUCCAGGAUACUCCACCUGGGUAAAAGGAUCCUUUCAAUGGAACCUCAAUCGGAUCUUUACCACCAUCGCAUUUCUUCCACCCGGAACGAAUUGAAGGGAAAAAAGCGGAAAAGGGUAAAAAGCAAACCCGUAUUUAUGGCCUCCAAUAGCCGAUUUCUUAGGGCCCUGGAGCUCAUGGAUAGGGACCGCAACCAUCACCCAAAAUUAUUCGGCUGCCGUUCGAACCGGGCAGAAAAGCCGCCGGAACUGCUUCUAGCUAGCUGCAACCUACAGCAAGCGCCCGAUUCUAGUUCCCCAGCCGUGAGGACCUCCCACUACAUGAAUUAAAUGAAAUACGCAGGCGAUGAUAAAAGCUGACCGGAAAAAGUUAAUUAAAAUAAUAGAAAAUAGUGAAAAGAAAA
Uranotaenia lowii is the source of this 700-nucleotide messenger RNA. RefSeq lists its product as uncharacterized. Lineage: Eukaryota; Metazoa; Arthropoda; Insecta; Diptera; Culicidae. The record is from RefSeq and is a predicted model, not a curated record. Bases 72 to 626 code for a protein of 184 amino acids. The transcript is spliced from 3 exons.